AUGGCUUUCAUAUUUGGUUUUAUUUCAAUCUUUUUCUUACCUUCAACAACCUUAAAAUCCAAAUUUCUCAACACCGAACAAAAAGAAAAUCUUUCAAGUAGGCUAAAACAGGAAGGUAGAAACUUAGAAAACACUAGAUCAAUCCCAACUCAUCAUGUUUUGGCAGCCUUAUUCAAGAGUCCUCACGUCUUUCUCAUCAGUUUAUGUGCAUUUCUUAGUGGUGCUACUACUCAAAGUCUUGUGUACUUUGAGCCGCAAGAUCGAUACUCAUCUCGUGGAAUGUCAGUAAUCUUAUCAGCCACGAUGUUAAUGUGUGGAUUUAUGAUGUGUAUGGUCUUUGAAGAAAAGUAUCAACAAUACGGUAUGCUUUACAUUGAGAUCCCUGGAGUAUUUGCAUUAGUGCCUGCAUUAGGAGCUUGGUUAGCAAAUAAUAGUGAGCCAUAUGCUCGAUGUGCUUCUUCAAUCGCUAUGGGAUUUAUGUUUGCAAAUGGGGGUUCGAUCUUGACUAUCUGGCUGGUCUACCUUUACAAAAGUCCUGCAUACCACGUCAUGACACCUAUCUAUAUCGGAAUAUCAAAGACUCGUUAUCGUGAUGAUAUCCUAUCUACCUAUCAAGCUUCAAAGUAUUCAGUAGAUGCCGGAAAAGGUCCAUCUCAAAUCUUGUUUUUGAUCGGUUGGGAAAGACUUGGAGACCAACAUCCAGAUUUCACUUACUCUUAUUGA
Melampsora larici-populina 98AG31 is the source of this 723-nucleotide messenger RNA. RefSeq lists its product as uncharacterized. Gene Ontology annotation, cellular component: membrane. The transcript has 5 exons. The coding region runs from base 1 to 723 and encodes 240 amino acids. The record is from RefSeq and is a predicted model, not a curated record. NCBI's taxonomy places the organism in Eukaryota, Fungi, Basidiomycota, Pucciniomycetes, Pucciniales, Melampsoraceae. Gene Ontology annotation, molecular function: transmembrane transporter activity.